Molecule: messenger RNA, 1322 nt
Organism: Dendronephthya gigantea
Lineage: Eukaryota; Metazoa; Cnidaria; Anthozoa; Malacalcyonacea; Nephtheidae
Product: SUMO-conjugating enzyme ubc9-like
Exons: 7
Coding region: 143-634 (163 amino acids)
Biological process (GO): protein sumoylation
Cellular component (GO): nucleus
Molecular function (GO): SUMO conjugating enzyme activity
Source: RefSeq, a predicted model, not a curated record
CAAGACCAUGAACAAGACAAGAACAAGAUUGAAGAUUGUAAGAUUGGAAGUUCUUGGAACUGCAUGCGGUCAUUGCGGUGCACGCAAAAGAUUUUCGAAUCAAUCUAAUUUGUUGGUUUAGUGUUUGUUUUUUUUUAUAAAAAUGGCGUCAAAAGAAUUCAGAGUUGAUGCUACAGAAAGACUGAAAGAGGAAUUUAAAGCAUGGAAAGCAAACCAUCCUAAAGACUUCAUUGCCGAGCCAUGCAAAACUGAAGAUGGAACACUGGAUAUGUUAAACUGGAAAUGUGCUAUUCCUGGAAUGCCGAAGACACAUUGGGCUGGAGCAUCAUACAACUUGAGUGUAGAGUUUCCUGAAGAUUAUCCUUAUUCACCACCGAAAUGUCAGUUUACCCCGCCAAUAUUUCAUCCAAACGUAUUUCCUUCCGGAACGGUCAGUUUGUCCCUCAUUGACAGAAAUCACGGUUGGAAACCACAGACAACAUUUAAAGAGGUUCUUGUUGGAAUUCAACUACUUCUAAGUGAUCCAAAUUUUGACAAACCUGCGCAGGCUGAGGCGCCUGCUGUGUACUUUAAAAGUUCCAAUGAUUACGAACAACGCGUAAUCAAGCAAAGAAUGGAAAUGGCAAUGAAGUAGAAGACAGAGGUACCGGUAGUGUAUCCUGCAUCAAGAAUAUCCACAAGCUUGAAGAAUAUCGGACAGCGUGGAAUGUAGAAGGGGCUCUUUCUAUUUCAAACGUACGAACGCGUUGCUUAGAGAUUUUUUCGCGGAAGAUGGAAAGCUGUUUGAAAAGUUUUAUUGCUAAAUACUUUCUAUAAAUUAUAAUAUUUUUUUGUAAAUUUGGACCUUAUGAUCAUAGCGAAGUAUAGCAUGAAAAUUGAUCUUUUUCGUGGCGUCUUGAACAAGUGUAACGGGAAAAAAUUGGAUUAGAAAAAAUUGGGCACAAACGUUUCUGGUGCGGUGGGGUUACAGAAUGCCAGGGUCGUAUAGAAGUACAAUUUAUUAGUCGGCGGGCCACCAAACCGACUAUAGAUUCCGUUUAUAUAUAGUUUUAAAUGUUUUCACAAAAUUUGUGCUUCUCAGGAAAGAUCAAGCAGUUGUGUGGUUCAGCGUUUAUAUUUUUUGAGAGGGCAUAUUAGUAAUCACCACAACGUCGCCGAGAAUACUGGGUGGGAAAAAUUUUUUUUGAAAAAAAUUGUGAAAUUGUUACCAAAUUAUAGCUAAAAAGCCUAAAUUUGGUGAAGCGAUCUAAAAAUAAAUCAUUAUUGUUUUUGCACCCACACAACAUACAAAUUUAAAAGCGAAGAACAAAGAACCAAGGAAA